Arabidopsis thaliana (thale cress) is the source of this 1483-nucleotide messenger RNA. RefSeq lists its product as uncharacterized. The transcript has a single exon. Bases 71 to 727 code for a protein of 218 amino acids. The record is from RefSeq and is marked reviewed. Lineage: Eukaryota; Viridiplantae; Streptophyta; Magnoliopsida; Brassicales; Brassicaceae.
UUUUCAAAAACAAAAACGACCGUUAAUCCCAACAAAAUCUCUACUUUCUCUUACCUCAACUUUGUUUCUUAUGUAUGCAUAUAAACCCCAAAUCAAAGUGAACUUAUCAAGAAACACAAAAACAAACAUCAAAACCCCAAAAAAAAACCAAAGUUCUCUUCUUGAAUUCGAGAAAAUGGGAAUGUCGAAAUCGAAAGGCAACACACACAACAUCUUCCUUCUCUGCAACUACAUCCUCUUAGGCUCAGCCUCAAGUUGCAUCUUCCUCACAAUCUCCCUCCGUCUCUUCCCAUCUCUCUCCGGUCUCUCCCUUAUCUUCCUCUACACUCUCACAAUCGCAACCGCGGUAUCCGGCUGCUCGAUCUUCGCCUCCUCCACAUCCGCCACCGCGAGCGAUAGAUUAUACGGUUCACACAUGGUAGCCACAGUCCUCACGGCCAUUUUCCAAGGCGCUGUCUCUGUUCUGAUAUUCACGAGAACAGGGGAUUUCCUUAGGUUCUUGAAAUCUUAUGUUCGGGAAGAAGACGGUGAAGUGAUACUUAAACUCUCUGGUGGUUUGUGUGUAUUGAUGUUUUGCUUAGAGUGGAUUGUUCUUGUGUUAGCGUUUUUGUUGAAGUAUAGUGAUUAUUUGGAUGAGAGUGUUGUAGAUGAUGAUGAUUUUAAGGUGAGGAGGCAAGAAGAAGAUCUCAAGGAUUGGCCUUCUUACCCAUUUCAACUCAAGAUUUAAUUUCCAAUUUCGUCAUUUUAUUCUAUUCAUUUACACGUGUGUGUGUUGGUUCUUGCUUGUAAUGUGAUUAAUGUCACACUUUAAAUGGUGUACAAAUAAUUCGUCUUAGUGUGUAUUUUCUUAUAUGAAUUUUUGUUUAGACACAUAAAAAGGUCAACAUCGUUUUUAGGCACUUUAAUGUAUAUUGUUGAAUUUUGACCAAAAUAUAUGCAAUAAUGUUAAUGAAUCUACAGCUAAGAGGUAACAAAGUUUCUCUCUACCCCAUCUAGUAGUAAGAAAUUGUGUGACUUAAAUUUAAUUACAUCAAAGGUAAAACAAUGAACCUAAAAUCAUUCCAUGGAUACAAUCCCAGUAAUUUAGUACAGUUUUUUCCUAAACCCUACUCCAAUGGAAGUUCUCAAAACACCUGACCUUUGAGCUUAUCUCUUCUUCUAUGUGUUUGAUUUAGUGGGCAAAAUAAUCGAACCAAAAGUACCAAACUGGAACCAAAAAGUAAAUUAUAAACUUCAUAACCGAAAGAACCCACUAGAACCAAUCCUAACUAUUUUGGAUACUCAAAAAUACCCGAAAUACAAUUAUAUAUACCGGAAAUACCUGAAAAAUAUCCAAAUGGAUCAUAAACUCGUGAGCCGAAGCACCGGACCCAAACCUGAACCAAACCAAGUUUUUUUGUGUACCUUACAUAGAUCAUAAAUUCUAAAAAAAUGAAAGAACCAAAACGAAAUAUAACCGAUUUCGUAACCAAGUAAACGUCCA